UGGAAAACCAAAACUACAACAGAUGUUGGAAAAAAACUAUACAAGCAAGCAACUACAAGCGACUGAACUAACAGGCAAAGCUCACUGCUCAGAUGAAACGAAACGCCAAACGCAAACGGCAGAAUUCAGUAAUCAGUAGCACUAGUAGUACAUACAUAAUAUAGGAACUAAGAAGUGAAGGUUGUGCUUCCUGAUGCUGUAUUAAUUUGAAACAAGUUAGAUUAUUCUUUUUAAUUUUAAAAUGUUGUGAUAGUGUUACAUUUGAAACUCAGAAAUUAUUUAUCUGUGAUAUUUAGUUUUCUUCUGUUCUGUUGUGUUGUUUAAGGUUGUGAACUCAGUAUUAAAAUGAUGGUUGUGAAUAUAAGUAUUUUGUUUAAAUUUGUGAGGGAAAGUUAAGAAAAUGACGGAAUUCGCAAGUAGUGCUCCUGCGGGUAGCCUGCAAACUCUAUCUAAGGUUAUCCGAGCACCAUCUUUAAAGCGAGGGAAAAUAGAAGAGCCAAUGAGCCUUAGGGUGAAGCUAGAGCGGGUACUUGGGCUGACGGUAUCAACCAAUGCUGGUCUCGACUGUGAUCCUGCCUCAGAUACCAUUGCCUACCCUGCAGGAUGUACAGUGGUGCUGUUCAACUCAGCCAAGAAUCGGCAAAGCCACCUGCUGAACCUGUCUCGCAAAACUGUGACCUGUGUCAAGUUCUCGCCAGAUGGGCGGCUCCUAGCUACCGGUGAGAAUGGUCACUUGCCCAAUGUCCGAGUCUGGGACCUGGCAGAUGGCUCACAGGUUGCAGAGUUCCCCGGUCACAAGUACGGCAUCAGUUGUGUGGCAUUUUCUCCAAGUCAAAAGUACCUUGUAUCAGUUGGUUGUGAACAUGAUAUGAUCGUUAAUGUGUGGGAGUGGAAGUCAGGAGUCAAAGUCGCAUCUAACAAAGUAUCCAAUAAAGUGAAAGCUGUAGCAUUUGCUGAUAAUGGAAACUACUUCGUCACGGCUGGGAAUAGAUUGGUUAAAUUCUGGUACCUCGAAUAUAGCCGUUCAGCAAAGUACAAAGAACCUGUACCUUUGAUGGGCAGGUCAGCUAUACUAGGUGAACAGAGAAACAACGACUUCUGCGAUGUAGCUUGUGGCAAAGGAGAGAUGGGGGACUCAACAUACGCCAUCACCAGAUCAGGCCUACUUUGCGAGUUCAACAACCGUAGAUUACUCGACAAGUGGGUCGAGCUCAGGACACCCUGUGCCAACUGUAUGACUGUAACCAAAACUUGUAUAUUUAUUGGAUGUGCUGAGGGAAUCGUCAGAUGUUUCAGCCCUCAGACCCUGCAAUACAUCACCACACUGCCCAGGCCUCAUUAUCUGGGUGUCGACAUUGCUCAAGGAACUAACAUAAGCCAUACAACAACACAUCCUAAUAAUGCAAAGUAUCCUGAUACCAUUGCUGUGACAUAUGAUGAAAAAAACCUGAAGCUCACCUGUGUCUACAAUGACCAUAGUCUAUACAUCUGGGAUGUCAAAGAUAUCAAAAGGGUGGGAAAGACACACUCAUUCCUGUAUCACUCAGCCUGUAUCUGGGGUGUGGAAAUGUACCCAGAUGGAGUGGCAAACCCUGCCAUGCCAGCAGGUUCCUUCCUAACAUGUUCCAGUGAUGACACAGUCCGAGUCUGGAACCUAGACCACCCUGACCCCCACACCAACCCCAACUACAGGAAAAAUAUCUACAGCAACGAAUUAUUAAAAGUAAUAUAUGUUGAUCCUGACAUGAACUUUUUAAAAGAUUUGGAUAUCACAAAAGGAGAGAAAGGUGAUUCAGCAUCAUAUGAUGGACGAAAUGGAGUACGUUCGAUAAGGAUAAGUCCUGACGGAAAACACCUUGCGUCAGGUGACAGGGAAGGCAACAUCAGAAUCACAGAUCUUCACACAUUAGAAGAGCAUGUAAGGAUCGAAGCCCAUGAUGGAGAGGUUCUCUGUGUAGAGUACAGCAACACCAAUGACUCACAUAGUAAAUAUCUGACUUCUGCAUCCAGAGACAGGCUAAUCCACGUUUUCUCUGUUGACGAGGGCUAUAAACUUGUUCAGACAUUGGACGACCACUCAUCUUCAAUAACAGCUGUACGGUUCCUCAACUACAACAACCAAUUGCAGAUGAUAUCCUGUGGUGCAGACAAAUCCAUUAUCUUUCGCACUCUUGAUCAGAAAAUGUCAAGGGAAUCUUCAUUUAGCAGAUAACGGCAGCAAAAAACGACUCUGUACGACAUGGAAGUGGACUGUAGUCAAAAGCAUGUAUUAACUGCGUGUCAAGACAGGAAUAUUCGUGUCUACAGUGUCAAUACCAGUAAACACACGAAGACUUUUAAGGGUGCUGUUGGCGAGGAUGGUUCUCUUAUCAAGGUGACGAUGGACCCAAGUGGUAUCUUGGUGGCCACCAGUUGCACAGACAAAACUCUCAGUGUUUAUGACUACUACAGUUCAGAGUGUGUAGCUACUAUGCUGGGCCACAGUGAGUUAGCCACAGGUCUACGGUUCACAAGGGACUGUCGAAGGCUCAUUUCUGCCUCUGGAGAUGGUUGCAUUUUUGUAUGGAAAAUGCCUCACGAUCUCGUCGUUACUAUGAGAGCUCGUCUAGCACAGCAAGCUGCCAGAGCUGGAAAACGACUGACCCAACUUGGGAUAACAGUAGGAGAUGGCGAAGAAAAUGAUAAUCCAUCUGUGGACAAUCUCAAUGCCAUACAUACAGUCAACAGUGAUUCAGAGUAUAGGUUAAAUAUGGGACAGUUACCACAGUGGGCACAGAAGUCAAUCCUCGAUACCAGUGUGCCCACUCAUGACAACAAAACUAACCGAGCGGUGGAAGCACCCAAGGGGCGCUGGGCUACUCGGGCCCUUGAACCAAGUCACGAAGUUCCUAUUCAUGAGAGAAACUUUUACUCAAGCUCAAUUAAUAAAGAGAGACGUCUGGAUUCCGAUGGCUCAAAGGAAGAUAGUUCUAUUGACAGCGGAACUGAAAUUUGUAGAUCUUUCAAGCAAGAGAAGAGGAGAGCAUUUACUAUAUCCCAGGUGACUGGUAUCAAGGAGUCCAUCCUGAGAGCAGGAGACCAGGAUGAAACUGCUCAUCAUCGGAGUAGGCAUCAUACAGAUGACAGUUCUCUGGGAAGUUUUAAGUAUGAGGACCUAGAGAGUACAGAACACGAUGGGGACGUAGAAGACAUGUCAGAGGGGGAGUCAGUAGAAGAGUCGAGACAUCAGUUGAUCUAUUACCCACCACCAGAGGAUACCAACAGUGACUAUACAGUGAACGCAAUGGAUGUAGAGGAAUUGCGUAAGUCCCAGAGGCGAGCCAAGCGACCAGACCUUCUGCUUGAGACAACACAGUCACAGUCAGUCUCUGGUAGUCAGGAGAGUGAUGAUGAUGAGCAGGCCUCCACUCCCAGUGGUGAACACUCUGACAGAAAACUGACAGCCAGCACAGAGAGCCUGAACCUGCUGAGUCGGAGAGAAAAGGUUCUAAAAAAUACCUUCGAGUCAUUAAGUGGUGCUGAAAUGGACAAAGAGCCAUCUCCAAAAAGUAAAACAACAUUAUCAUCAAGGUAUAUGUCAUCAAAUGGUAAUAGGAACAGCAACGUUAUUCAAGCUGCACGUCACACUAAGAAUGAUGCCCAAACAACAAGUAAACGUGAAGAACUGCAGAGGAGGAUAGAAGAAACACGAAGACAACUUCAAUGUGUUGGUUACCGGUCUAAUUUAGAAACCAGUCAGAGUAUUCAAGAUCUAAGUCCAAGAGGAAUGCACUAUCAUGAUGCCAGGAAAGUGCCCUCAUCGAAAAAUUUUCAAGUUCCAAACAUAGUUAUUGAUGCAGAUGUAAGUGGUGGAAUCCGCCGAGCUUGCUCGCUAAGUGACUUAUCUAACUCCCCCACCAAGCAGCGGUCUGUGCAUGGUCUCCCCACCUCAGGUGCAGCUGAAAAGUCUGUGAAUAUGAGAAACACAAGGAGCAGUGGGAGACACUCUAAUGCUAAGAGUUUAGGUUCCAUCAUGAGAAGCACCUCGGUUGGCACCUUAAAUCAGAGUGAUUCAGAGAGUGAACAGAGCCAGAGUCAGUCGAUACGGCGAAUGAUGAGGCCCACUAUUUCAUCCCUGAACAAAGUCAUAUCUGGACAGAAGAGUUCAGUAAACCGGCGCAGGGGCAUUACUAGCUCUUACUCCACUAUGGCACUUAAUAAACCAGACAACGAGGAUUCAAGUUCUGAGGAAGGAAAAAAUAAUAGAACAACACAACCUAGGAGUUCAAGCACUGAUCGGUCUGGGACUUCGAUUGGGGGAGCAGCAUUACGUCGCCCAGUGACGUUAGGGCGCAGUGGCUCAGAACGUGAUUUAUCACACUCACAGCGCUUGUCAUCCCGGCCCACCACCAAGGCUCAACGAGGUGCUUCAGGCAUGGUUCGGUCUGCCUCCAAUUUGGAGGAUGCAACAUCGAAGGCUUCGUACAAAGUUGAUUUUGAAAACACACCAGUGCCACAGUUGUUAGACAACAUGAGAGACCAUCUAUGGUAUGUGGAAGAAUACAUGCAACAUAUGCAGCGAAGACUGGCUGAUGAGAGUGUAGACUCAACAGAGCGUGACACAUGGCUCAGCAGCUUCCAGCAGAGUGUGACAGAGCAUGUGCGCAGUAUACACCGACUGCAUACCACCCUGCCUGAUGCCAACUCUGCAUCUGGCCGUGUAGGAUCCGAUUCCGGAAGUGGAGGGGACAUGGUCUCACUGAUGCAUCAGUAUUCUGAUAUACUCAUUUCUAUGGUGCACCAGAAAAUGGCAGAACCUAAGAAAUGAGACUGUUUAUCGUUGUUUAGAUUUUCAAAAUGCCAAAACUAGUUAAUGACUGUUUAAGUAUAUUUAAUUGUAGUUGGAUACUUUGACUCUAUGUCGAUUUUCUCUUUGUUUUGUUUAUUUUCUGCUUCAAAACAAAGUUUAAGAAAAGCAGUAUUGUUACAAUGGAAUUGUUUAAAUUUUUGUAUUUGUCAGGUUGUACUUGUAAAUAGUUUUUAGUAACUUGCUAUAUCUUACAAAAUACAAAAUUUCCUCAUUUGGCAAUCAAGGAUGUCAUACGUGAGGCUGUUAUAACACUUUUUUUUAAUUUCUAUAAACUUAAAUAUUUAAACUAAUCCGUAUGAGUAAAGAUGAGUAAAGAUAUUUUUGAAAACCCAUUGACAUCAAUUUUAUAUUAAGUAACCACUUACAAUUUAGUGAAUACUAUUUACAGUAGUGACUUGACAGAUAUAGGUCUUUAAACCAUUUAUAUAGUUAUCUAGAGGCAAUGCCUUUGAAAAAAUUAAGUUACGCACAGGUGACAUUCCACAUGCCACUUGCAUAAUCACGGUAGUGGCAGGUGCCACUUAAACGUACUGCAAUCUCAUUACUCUUAGUAUUUAAUUGUAUAUUAUAUCAAUAUUUUCUUACCACAAUAUCAUACACAACCUAAGCAUUUUGUAUAAAGUGUAUAUUAAGUUUGUGUUUUGUACAAAUAUAUAUUGCAUACUGAACAGUAACUCAACCGGUUUCUGUAAAUGCGUGUCCGAUCAUCAUGUGCAAGUGUUGCCUCUAGCUACAGUGCAAAAAGAAGCCAAUCGAUCGGUGAUACAGCUACAAAUGUCAAGUUAUACAUUUUUUAUACGUUUUUUGCCUCCUGGAUUGAUAUUUUAUUAUUAAAUUAAAUAAGGUUACGUCCGUUUCCAUCAUCAAUCAAUCCAACUUGUUUUGUCAAUGAUGACCUCAUAGUUUCGGGAGCACUGUGCCCCAUUAUCAAAUCAUGUUGUAAAGUAAAUACAAAUCAAACACAUUAAAAUAAAUACAAUUACACAUCACUAGUGAAUAAUUGAACAAACACACACAAAUGGAAACAUUCAACACAACGAAGAAGUUUAGUUAUAAUUUAAUUUACAAGCAUGGCCGGACAUUGACAGGAACUAACUUACAUUGAAAUGUUGACGGAAAGGUACAUAACCUUAUUUAAUUUUGUGGUUAUAAAUUUUGCAGUACCAGUUUUGUGGUAUUGAUUACUAUUUGAUAACAGGCCUUGGUAUCUGCAUUAUGUUUGCUAUGUAGCAAGUAUGCAAGUGGCACAUGUGCGCAUGCAACCAUAGUGGUUUGUCUGCCUUAGUGACGGUUUGACGUAUAUGUGGUAUAGAUUUUCCCAGUUGAAUUAUAAAAUUAUUUUAUUUUUGUAUUAUUUGAUAGCUUUUUUAUGUACUUCUUUUGACUUUUUAAUAUUGAAGUUCAACAGGGUAAUUUAACUUUUUAUAAAUUUUUUUAUAAAACUUUGUUUUUAAUAGUUGUAGAUAUUACACUAAUAAACGUCUUUCAGGUCAAAAGAACACUACCAUACGGAAUUAUUAUAAAUUUGAUUUUUUGUACAUUUAGUUAACACUUUAAUUUCAUGUUUUAGAGUCGUUGAAUUUCAUCAUAAUCUAAGAUAAUAUAGUUAAAACUAUGUAAAUGUUCUGGAAUGUCUUAAUUGUUGUAUUGUUACGGUUUAUAUAUAAUACCUUGCUGUUGAAAGUGGUUUCUUUAUUUCAUAUUUAUAUUGUUAGCAUAAUGUUUUCUUAAGAUCCAUAAUAUUUUGUUAAAGUUUGACUAGGCCUAAUCAUUGUUAUUACUUUUUCUCUUUUUAAACUGAAACUUUGUGAUACAUAAUGAGUGUUGUGCUGUAUGUGUAAAUUUAACUUUCUUCAUUAACACAAAUCAAAAUUAGAUCAAAUUUUUAUAUUAUUCAAAGGAUGAUGGUUAAAAUGUAUCGUGCAAUUUUAAUUGGAUGCUUGGUGGUAAGUAUGAUGUUUAAAUAGUUACUUGAAGUAAAGGAAAAAGUAUUCAUACUUAGCUGUUGAUUGAAACAUAUAAUAUUCCUCUCCUUUUGAAAAAAUCAAAUUAAUACAUCAAUUACGACCUGAGAGUUUCUAAUUUAUUAAUGAGUUUAUCGUGGUUAAAAUUCAUUCAAAGGAGCAUAAUAUCGACAACAAAAGACAUACUCAGUGUACAUGUAUCCUACUACGUCCUGUACCCACACUUACAUAAUUCAGUAUUAUUAUUUCCUUAUCUUAAAAAGCUUUACAGUGUUUUAUUGUCUGUCAAAGUUUAUUUUGUUAAGUUACAUACCGUAAUUAUUUAUUUCAAUAAGUUAUAAAAUAUGAUAAGGUUUUAAACUCUGUGAUUUGGGGACAGUGUUUUGUAUAAAGGUCCUCAGUAGCCAUUUUUGUAUUAUAGUAGAUUAAAUGAAUUUACUGAUAAUAGUAAAUGGAAUGUAGAUGUAGAUGAUGCUCCAUAGUAAACUAAUUGCACAGUAGACUAUUUGUAGAAAGCAAAUGUAAACAAUGUCUACAACGUAAAUAAACAAGUUUUCUAAACCAAACUAUAAUAUUUAAUAAUAUAUGAAUCUGACGAUAUUUAAAAAUAUAAACAGUGGGUAAAUCUUUGUUUAGUAUAAUUUAUUGAUGUUGUAAAUAGCAAAAUUGUAUGAAUACUGCAUAACAAUCAUCAAGUUAAGACAUAAUUAAAAAUGGUUAGGAUACACUCUCAGUACUUAAUAUAUGAAAUAAAUAUAUGAUGUUUUGAAAUACUCAUGUAUUGUUUUUGAAGUGCAAAUAUCAGUACAUUUUAAUUCUACAACGGAAGAGGGAGAUGGGUUUGGCAGGCUUUUCAUUUAAGUAUAUAUCCAACUUUCAGUUAUUAUUAAGUAUAAAUUUACUACAAAGUACUAAUGUUUCUUUCUUAACAAAGGGUAGUUGACAAACACGGACAAGACAUAAAAAUAUAUGAAUAUUUCCAUUAUGUAUUGCAUUUUUACGUCUGCCAAUAAAUAAAACUUUGAUGUAAUAAAUAAAAUUGUCAUGUGAAUAGUUAAUAAAUUGAUAAUCAAAUCAUAAAAUUAGCAGGUUUAUUUCAAAAUAAAUCAACAGAAAAUCUGCCAUAGACAGUUUUAUUGCAAGACACAUAUAGUAGACAAAUACUCGGUUGUAUUGUAUAUCACAUAUGGAAUGGACAUACAAGCAAAUGUCAGCAACAUGAAGAGGAUAUCACUGCUACCACAUAGCUGUGCAUAAGGAAAGUUUUAUCCAUUUGUUCCACUUGUAGUGAAUAUUUAUCAAGUGAGAUAACAACUGUAGCACAUGGGUUAUACCAAAUUGUAUCAACUUGUUAUGUUAGUAGAAUAUAUUGAAAACAAUUAACAGCUCCUCACAACUAUUUUGUAAUACAUAAACUAAUGAGAUACAACAAUAUAUUUUAAAUCACUUAAAUCCUUUUUCAAGUCUUUUACCCUUUCAAGUACAUUGGCGUACCACAUAAGCGAUCAGUAAAACCAGCUUACAUUUUAUACUCUUUGGAAUAUUAGAAUGUGUCAGAUUAAGAAUCGUUUGUGUGGAGCAUUAUCAUAGCAUACUUGGUUUUACUCAUGGCAACUCAGUUAUUAUUCCAUUUUUGGCCUUUACCAGCUGUUAAUUUUUUGUAAACAAAUAUGUAAUAUCGACACAAUCAGAAAUGAGUGUUUUUGAUGAAUCAUUUCAAACAAGACAAGGACAAAAGGAAGAUACACUGUACUUACCAUGGUUAAAGGAAAGUCUGUACCACCUUCACAUGCUCUAGAGUUGUCUGAAGACUCUAUUUCAAUUUCACAAAUAAAUUUAAAUCAUUAGCAAAAAUAAAACAAAAAACUGACCCAAUGGUUCUUAAUAAGCGCACGUCUUGAGACAUGGGCCUCCAAAACAUCUGAACAUAAAUAGCAGACCUGGCAAACAAUGGAAUCAUUCUUGACUUGACAAAGGCUAACCAAGACUUUAAAUUUAUUCAGAAUUGUAGAUUCCACAUGAUGCUAGAUUGGUUGAAUCAUGGUUGGAUUCACCUGGUCCAGCUUAUAACCAUAGGUAGGGGAUUACGGGCCGAACACUCUCCCUCCUGCCAACAGGUGAUCAGGCUUCUAACCUUCUCAGUCAGAGCCACUAACAAUAGUGCAAAUUUAGAGACAAACCUUCAGAAAACAUUUAAAGAAAUUCUUUCCAUUCCAAUAUCCUUCAGGAACAUGUGCAAAGACUUCACAGGAAGAACACUUGCUCCAACUUCUAUAGUUGUCUCGAGGUUCCAGAUUAGCCAAGAGGGACCUGAUUCUAUCCAGGAAGUCCAUCUCCUAUUAAUACCAGACCAGCUUUGUUGUAUUUCCUCAGCACUGGGUGACAGCUUAAUACAAGCCUCAGAUAAAUCUUGUAGAAUCAUAGCUUUUGAACUGUUGACAUGAACUCGUUGAGAUGUUUCUCAUAAGAAGUCAUUUUCCACUUACUAAUCAUUCACUAACUCGAUGUCAAUGUUUUCUUAUAAGCUUCUAACUAUACAGUAAAGUUCUUAUGGAUUUACUUUUUAUACAUGCUGCUUGGCAUGUAAUAGUGAGUUAUUGAGCAUCUCAGCCAUAGUAUAUUCAUUCAGAACUUUUUCCAUUGUUUAAUAUUGAAAGGAAAUAAGACUUCGCGGUCCAUAAGAUUUGAGCAGGGACGUCAUCCCCGGAAUUGAAUUGAAUUAUAAUUUAUUUCAAAAAUAUUCUUAAGAAAAAUUAAUAUAAGAUGAAACAACUAAUUCACAAUAAGUAGUUAUAAAAUGAGUUACCUUAAGUUUCCAUUAUCUUAUUAUUAAUUAAAUGUUUACAUAACAAAAAACACAAUACACAUAAAACUGAAGUAGCGGCUUAUCGUGGCUAAUCACAACAAAAUAAUUGCUGAAAUUAUCAUGAACAAGGAAAGUGAUUCUGACAGUGGUAAAAACAGCUAGAUGGAAACACUGUUUAGGGCACUCUUACAGAGAAAAACCCCACCAGUUAAAGGGUUAAAUUCAGUCUGCCAUUAGAUAAGGCUGACAGUACAGCUGGUUUUACAAAAUCUACAAUAUGAGUGGAAAGAUAGGAUUGCUGAAAAGUGUAAUUUAAAGAGUGUAUUCCCAAUCUUGGCACAAGGCUGAUAAAGUAGGGUUGCUAGCUAACAUCCUACCUUAAGGAUGAAGAAAGAGAGAAAAAAAGCUGUGGGUAAAGCCAGUGUGUUGUUACGCUGUGUCUUAGUUAAGUAUGUCUAAACCACAUGGAAUAUUUAUUUGUUUUUUUUUUGUAUAGGCCUAUAUUCAGGAAAUUAAUUGUUAUGUUAGGCUAAUUGAUUGUAAACAGCAUUCAAGCCAUGUGCAUGAAAAAUAAUUCCUUUAGUGAAACUAAGAUUUCAGUGGUUUAUCACCAAUACUCUCAUGAGAUUGAUGAGACAGUGAGUUGUUAGCAAUGCUAGAGUAUGCCUAAUAUUUUUUAUACUAACAAGAAAGGUAGAGAGAAACUACUGCCAAACGCUUGAUUUUUUAUUUUUAAACAUUUUCAGGAAUUUUUAUAGUAUGUCAUAUGGAACAAGGAAAAGUUUGUGCCAAUCGUGUAGUGCUUUUUAUUUUCUAUAUAAUAGGAUGGCCAUACUCUCAACUGGCUUCUUCUGGAUUCUUUCACUGGCUUAUUACCCAGGACAGUAGAACUCUCAAAGGGUCAAAUUAAUUCACAUAAAUACAACUUCUCUCUGUUCAUUUGGUAUGAAUUAAUGAAACAUGCCUUUAUUAAAUAGAUGUUUUUAGCUAUCAAGCCCUCUCUACCACUUAUCAUAUACAGUACAGUUACAAUAAUUGAAUGCAGACAUGGUAAAUUAUAAACAAAUACUUUAAAUAUAUAACUUACACAAACUUAAAUGAUAAAAUGAACUUAUAAACAAAUACUUUAAAUAAAUAACUUAUACAAACUUAAAUGAUAAAAUGAACUUUAAGUAAAAUUCUAUAUAUAUAUAUAUAUAUAUAUAUGAAUUCAGGAAAACUUAAAAUUCAGAAGACACAGAUAAAUCUAUUCAAUUGCUAUAAUAAGUUCUAUAUAUUGUAAUAAAUACAAUAAUAGCUUAAAAAUGAAAUAAAAAAACUCAACGAAACAUUCAACAACCAUUCUAACACAAUGGUGACAACAUGUACGCCCCCCCCCCCACUUCAACAGGCCCAAGCAACAUGUUGCUCUCACUCUGAAAUGGUUUCGAUCCUCAAUAUAUCUAAUAUCAUUGCAAAGGCCUGAACAGUAAAUUACUUAUUAUUGUUGAUCAAUGAAUUAGAAUUGUUAGUAAUGUGGUUUCGCUACUUGUAGAGCAUUCGUUGAAACCAUUUCUUCAAGAUGUUCCCCAAUAUCCAUUACCACAUAUUCAAAAAGUUUAUUUCUACAUCCAUAGUUAAGUGAAUGGAGAUAAAGUGUUAUUUGUUGUCAAAAAUUAAUUUAGUUUACUGUCUUCAAAAGAAGACAAUGUUAUUAUACCACUCCUCCUCUAAAUCUUCCAUUGUUGAAUCAGAGCUUUCUGCUUAAAUGGUUCCAUAAGAUGUUCUUGUUAUCCCAUUAUACAUAAUAAAACAGUCCACUGCUUUAUUUCAGACAGGAAUAUAUUGUUAUAGUUAAAAAAACAAGUAAUAUAACAGUUGAUACCAUUUCAAAAUUCCUUUAGUUUUUACAGUAAAUAACAAAAUGUCACAUAUAAUUUUUGUAGGUCUAAGGUGUUCUCAAUUUAUGAAACAGUGCCACCAUCUCAUGUUCAUUUCGUAAAAAAUAAAUAUUAGUUCUGAUUCACUUCAGCUUGAUAUUGAAUUAAGAGUUAAAACGUUUAAAUAAAAUGUGUAACUAUAAUUAGGUUUUAAGUAGUUCAUCAUCCAUAAAAAUUUUUAAUGGUAUGUUAUUAAAGCUUGAUAUAAGUUAUCUUUUUUUUCUUAUUGUUUAGUUUGACAAGUGAUCGUUUUAAUGAUGCAAAAAUUGUAUAAGUAGUUAUACUUCUAAAGAUUAUUUUCAUUCUUAACCCUUUGAGUGCCACAAUGGAAAGUAAAUAUUUUUGACUGUAGUUUCUUUCUUAGUUCUUGGGAAUCAUAAAUACUUUAUGAUAAGUGAAUUUAAUAAACUGUUAUUUAGACUUUAUGGGUAAAUUUAAUAAUAAGAAUUUAAUAAUUAACUAUCUUGAUACAUGUACACAAUUGUUUUACUAAGUUCCUACACAAAUGACAUUAGAAAAUGGCAUUUUUAGAAAUACAGUUGAUUAUUACAUGUGUGACAAAAUAUUUGGUUGUGGCACUCUAAGGAUUAAGAUCUUAACUGUAUUUUUGUAAAAAAUAAAAUUUUGGUUAGUAGUUAUAUUAGAAAAGUGGGCCGUUUCUGUCCUUACUACAGAUCUUGGCUUAACAAGAAUUUAGUUUCAGACUUUCCUCUGUAUCUCAGCGUGUGGGCUUGAUUACCAGUGAUCUUACUUUAUGCCUCAAAACAGGUUCUUAGUUAUUCAAUACAUUUUGAGAGAUAGUGAAUCCACUAAUUGGUUGUGAUGAUAUUUCAACUAAUUGCAUUAUAGAACUCAAGAGUGUGAAUUUGGUAUAUCGUCACCCUUUUUAUGUAGAAAUAGUUUUGUUUUAAUUUUUAAUUUGAAACCUAAUUAAUACCAAUGUAAUUUGAGAUUUUUAUGAUGUUUAUUGAAAUAUUGGAAUCUGAAUUACUAACCAACUGUAUUGAAAAUAUAUUAUUUCAACUUGA
This is a messenger RNA of Homalodisca vitripennis (glassy-winged sharpshooter), 12566 nucleotides long. RefSeq names its product mitogen-activated protein kinase-binding protein 1 (gene Wdr62). The transcript is spliced from 29 exons. NCBI's taxonomy places the organism in Eukaryota, Metazoa, Arthropoda, Insecta, Hemiptera, Cicadellidae. Gene Ontology annotation, molecular function: protein binding. Gene Ontology annotation, biological process: mitotic spindle organization; regulation of mitotic cell cycle. Gene Ontology annotation, cellular component: mitotic spindle. The record is from RefSeq and is a predicted model, not a curated record.